ACUUCCGCCAAUGCUAAUGCGAUUAGCAGCUAUGGACGGAGACGGCGCGGGACGGAAAGAAGCACCGUUAAGAAAGAGACAAAAAAUGUCGAAAGUGAGGAAUCAUUUCAAACUAAAUGGAAAAGGAAACACAGCAGGAAACAUCCGGUUCGCUGUGAGCUCGUUGGCUUCCGCUAACAGCUGGUACACCGGGCCAGUCAGCAGCAGGAUCAGGAUGAGAAGAUGGCUGGCUGUGUGUUUCCAAUGGGACCAGAGAGCUUUAAGCGCUUCACGCCGGACUCCCUGGCGGCCAUCGAACAGCGCAUCGCCCAGGAGGAGGCCCGACGCAAAAAGCAGUACCAGGAGGACCUGGGCGACGUGGAGCUGCCCCGGCCCCGGCCCGACCUGGAGGCGGGGAAGCAGCUGCCCCGGAUCUUUGCCGACAUCCCGUCUCACCUGGUGGGCGUCCCCCUGGAGGACAUCGACCCCUACUACUUCAGGGACCGGAGGACGUUCAUAGUGCUGAACAAAGGGAAGGCCAUCUUCCGCUUCAGCGCCACGGCGGCGCUCUACACCUUCAGCCCGUUCCACCCCGUCCGCCGGCUCGCCAUCCGGAUCCUGGUCCAUUCUUUGUUCAGCUUGUUCAUCAUGUGCACCAUCCUGACCAACUGCUGCUUCAUGGCCAUGUCGGAGCCGGCCAACUGGGCCAAGUACCUGGAGUACACCUUCACAGGUAUUUACACCUUCGAGUCGCUGAUCAAGAUCCUGGCCAGAGGCUUCUGUGUGGGACCCUUCACCUUCCUGAGGGACCCAUGGAACUGGCUGGACUUCAGCGUCAUCGUCAUGGCAUAUGUCACUGAGUUUGUGGACCUGGGUAAUGUGUCAGCCUUGCGGACGUUCAGGGUGCUGCGCGCGCUCAAAACCAUCUCAGUCAUCCCAGGCCUGAAGACGAUCGUCGGCGCCCUGAUCCAGUCGGUGAAGAAGCUCGCUGACGUCAUGAUCCUCACCGUCUUCUGCCUGAGCGUCUUCGCCCUCAUCGGCCUGCAGCUGUUCAUGGGAAACCUGCGGCAGAAAUGCGUCCGCAGCACCGAGCACUGCAUCAACGGCAGCCUGCCGGCCAACGCCUCCUUCUUCUGCAACAACAAGACCUGGGCCUCCGUCAGGGACUUCAUCGAACACGAAGCUGUGAGCCAGAGCGAUGAGUCCUGUGGGCCUUUGUCCUGCCGGGUCGAACCGAUCCGACCCGACGGAGGAAUCAGCAGCCAUGACGGCGCCUAG
This is a messenger RNA of Poecilia reticulata (guppy), 1257 nucleotides long. The record is from RefSeq and is a predicted model, not a curated record. Lineage: Eukaryota; Metazoa; Chordata; Actinopteri; Cyprinodontiformes; Poeciliidae.